This is a messenger RNA of Humulus lupulus (European hop), 1995 nucleotides long. RefSeq names its product hsp70-Hsp90 organizing protein 3. Gene Ontology annotation, molecular function: Hsp90 protein binding. Lineage: Eukaryota; Viridiplantae; Streptophyta; Magnoliopsida; Rosales; Cannabaceae. Bases 75 to 1814 code for a protein of 579 amino acids. The record is from RefSeq and is a predicted model, not a curated record. The transcript is spliced from 7 exons.
UAUAUUAUUAGGGAAACACAGAGACUCAUUCACACACUCAAAACCACUCUUCUAUUCUCUUUCCAUUGUUUUCAAUGGCUGAAGAAGCCAAAGCUAAAGGCAACGCCGCAUUCUCCUCCGGCGACUUCUCAUCCGCCAUCACCCACUUCUCCGACGCCAUCUCACUUGCCCCAACCAACCACGUCCUCUACUCCAACCGAUCCGCCGCCUAUGCUUCUCUCCACAAAUACGCUGAAGCCUUAACCGACGCUAAGAAGACCGUCGACCUUAAACCUGACUGGUCCAAAGGCUACAGCCGUCUCGGAGCCGCUCACAUCGGCUUAGGUCAUUUUGACGAAGCCGUUUCCGCUUACAAGAAAGGUCUCGAGAUUGACCCUAACAAUGAAGCCCUCAAGUCUGGCUUAGCCGAUGCCCAAUCUUCGGCUUCGAGGUCCCGUUCCGCUCCGCCGCCGACGAAUCUUUUUGGAGAUGCUUUCUCUGGUCCUGAGAUGUGGGCUAAGCUCACGGCUGAUCCGACGACUCGGCCUUAUCUUCAACAGCCUGAUUUUGUUAAGAUGAUGCAGGAACUUCAGAAAAACCCUAGCAAUCUUAACCUUUAUCUCAAGGAUCAGCGAGUGAUGCAAGCUCUUGGGGUUUUGCUUAACGUGAAGUUUCGUAAUUCGACUGGGGAUGAUAUGGAUAUGCCUGAGGCUUCGUCUUCGCCGCCUCCACCUGAGAGGAAGCGCUCCGCUGAGGCUGACCCGCCCAAGGAGGAGAAGGAGUCUGAGCCUGAGCCGAUGGAGGUGAGUGAGGAGGAGAAGGAAAAGAAGGAGAGGAAGGCUGAGGCCCAGAAGGAGAAAGAUGCUGGUAAUGUCGCUUACAAGAAGAAGGACUUUGAUACAGCGAUUCAGCAUUACACCAAGGCCAUAGAUUUAGAUGAUGAGGAAAUUUCAUACAUCUUGAACCGUGCUGCAACUUAUCUGGAGAUGGGCAAGUAUGAUGAAUGUAUUAAAGACUGUGAAAAAGCUGUUGAGAGGGGUAGAGAGCUUAGAUCAGAUUUCAAGAUGAUAGCCAAGGCUUUGACUAGGAAAGGCACUGCUUUUGUAAAAAUGGCUAAAACCUCGAAGGACUAUGAACCUGCUAUUGAGAGUUUCCAGAAAGCUCUUACUGAGCAUCGCAACCCAGAUACAUUAAAGAAACUAAAUGAUGCUGAGAAAGCUAGGAAGGAGCUGGAGCAGCAAGAGUAUUUUGAUCCCAAAUUGGCUGAUGAAGAGCGUGAGAAAGGAAACGAGUUUUUCAAAGAACAAAAAUACCCGGAAGCUAUCAAGCAUUACACCGAGUCUUUGAGAAGAAAUCCCAAAGACCCAAAGGCAUAUAGUAAUAGAGCUGCUUGCUACACAAAACUUGGUGCCCUUCCCGAGGGUUUGAAGGAUGCAGAGAAGUGUAUUGAGCUCGAUCCUACAUUUUCAAAGGGCUAUACCAGAAAGGGUGCUGUGCAAUUCUUCAUGAAGGAAUAUGACAAAGCUUUGGAGACAUACCAGCAGGGUUUGAAACAUGACCCUCAAAACCAGGAGUUACUUGAUGGUGUUAGAAGAUGCGUCGAUCAAAUUAACAAGGCUGGUCGUGGAGAUUUGACUCCUGAUGAAUUGAAAGAGAGACAGGCCAAAGGAAUGCAGGACCCAGAAAUCCAGAACAUCCUCUCAGAUCCCGUUAUGAGACAGGUAUUGAUUGACUUCCAGGAAAAUCCAAAGUCUGCCCAAGAGCACACCAAGAACCCUAUGGUGAUGGCCAAGAUUCAGAAGCUGGUCAAUGCGGGAAUUGUCCAGAUUAGAUGAAAAAAAUUAUCCAAUUCUUAUGAAACAUGAAGAAAAAAGCUUUGUCAUUAUUUUCUGUUUGUACUCUUUUCUAGUGUGAAUUCGAGUGAUUAAUUGUCCAAAGCUACUCAGUUGAAAAAUUUUGAGAUCCUUAUUGGUUUCACAUAUAUUGCUUAGAAAUGUUGGUUUUGAACUCUUUUAA